GUAGGUACCUGGGUUGUAAUUCGCCAUGCCACUCGGGCAGUACACAUCAGCAAAUUUGCUGAGUCACUAGUGGGCCGCAUCAAACCCUUGGCCCAAGAACUCAUGAAGACUCCAAUUAAUUAAACUCUUCUUCCCAAGAACUCACCAGAAUCAAAACUCUUCUUCCCAAAACAAUUUGUUCUUCACGAACUGGAUAUCUUCCUCCACAAAACUUCCCACCUCCACAAAACUUCCCCUUCUUCUCCCAGUCUCCAAUCGUAGGUUAGCUGUACUGGAUCUCUCUCUUUAUCGUCCCUUCCUCCAAGUUGGAAAUGGCGGCAACAGCUCCAAUGUGCCGCUACGCUGUACCGGCGGUUCUGCGCACCUCGUGGACCGAUGCUAACCCCGGACGACGCUUCUUUGGGUGCCCCAAUUAUGGGGUGCAAACGCAUGCAACUAUUUCCGUUGGAUCGAUCCACCACUUGAGGAUAAUGUUAAAUGCCUUAGUCUUGCAUUACACAAGAGGAUCCAAAAGGUGGAGCAGCGGAACAAUCGCAAAUCAUUUGUCAGAGAAAUCAUCAAAGGUUCUACAAUUGUGGUUGGAGUUCUUUUGGCAAGGAGUGUGAUGAAUUCCUUGUCUGGAAACAUGUAAUGUAGUGGGAACAUGUAAUGGAUUCUUGUUCUGGAUUAUGUAUUGUUUUGGAAGUAUUAAUGUAUGCUGCAGAUGAUUAAAUGCAUAGUUCUGUUUAGGAUGAUGUAAUGGAUUUGGAACAAGUUUUGUUUCAUUUAAUGGAUUUUGGAACUAGCACAUCUAAUGUGAUUAAAUUUGUUGAUUUGUC
Molecule: messenger RNA, 818 nt
Organism: Linum trigynum
Lineage: Eukaryota; Viridiplantae; Streptophyta; Magnoliopsida; Malpighiales; Linaceae
Source: the annotation of a GenBank genome assembly